Molecule: messenger RNA, 3202 nt
Organism: Danio rerio (zebrafish)
Lineage: Eukaryota; Metazoa; Chordata; Actinopteri; Cypriniformes; Danionidae
Source: RefSeq, a predicted model, not a curated record
GGCAAACAGAAGAAGAAGAGGAGAUAAGAAUGUGUGUCAGUGAUUCAGAAAAAGCUGAGUGUGGAUUAAACUGGACAGUACAGGACAGUAGAGAAGACAAAACACAACAAUCAGCUAUUUUCCGCCAUUCAUCUGGAGACAGAGAAAGAUGAAGAGUUUGGCCAAACUUCAAGGCAACACAGAGCAACUUCUGAUGUCUUUAUCAAACACCCUCCCAUCUUUGACCCUAAAUAACCAGCAAUGGAUCCAGGAACAAAAUGAAGGGUGUCUUUUACUGGAAGAAAAACAGGGUUGUUCAAAGAAGGGUGCAGGACCGGAAAAUGAAAAACAAAGCUGGAACCAAAGACUCGAACACAUACCUGAGGACAAAGACUCGUACACGUUAACUGGGCUCAGUGAUGUCUCCUUGCCUCCAGAUGAUCCUCCUUCAGCCUCUGUCUCCACUGAUGACCUUUCUCCAAUCUCUCCCAGCAACCAUCAGCUUUUUUCCAGCAGACGAGCAUCUGUCACAUCCACCCGCUCCAUCAAGGCCUUCAAGAGGUGGCUGAGCAGCCCGGUUCGAAGGCUGAGUUUGGGAGGAGGAAACAAGAGUCAGAGUUCAAAGGGAAUUCAGAGCCCAGAAGGGUCAACCUACAUGUUUCUUCCUCUCUCACCUGCUCAAAGCCCAUUGAGCCCAAUGGAGAAGUCCCAAAAACUGACCCGCUCCUACAGAUCUCUGGACUGUGGUGAACUUUCUAGAGAAACAUCUCCUGACAGUCCCUAUUACCCAAGAUACCUCAAUGAUCUCUUUCAGAGAAAUCAGUCUUUUGAUGUUCAAACUAGUGUCAGUCCAUCUUUGACUGACAAAACACUUGUAGAACAAUCGCAGAGCCUGGAGGACAAUGAGCAACACAGAAGAACCGCUUUAGAAAAAAGCAUAUAUGUGCUGACAGAGCUGGUAGAAACGGAGAAGCUGUAUGUGGAAGAUCUGGGGCUUGUUGUUGAGGGUUAUAUGCUUACAAUGAGAAGUUUUGGAGUGCCCGAGUAUUUGGAAGGAAAGGACAAAAUAGUCUUUGGGAACAUUCAUCAGAUCUACGACUGGCAUAAAGACUAUUUUCUUGGAGAGUUGGAGAAAUGUGUGUCUGAACCCGACCUGCUAGCACAGCUGUUUAUUAAACAUGAGAGACGGCUCAACAUGUAUGUUGUCUACUGUCAGAACAUGCCAAAGUCAGAGCACAUCGUCUCAGAGUACAUCGAAACUUAUUUUGAGGAUCUGAGGCAACAGCUGGGUCACAGACUGCAGUUAAAUGACCUGCUCAUCAAACCCGUUCAGAGAAUCAUGAAAUAUCAGCUGCUGCUGAAGGACUUCCUGAAGUACUACACUAAAGCGGGCAGACAAACAGAAGAUCUUGAGAGGGCCGUUGAGGUCAUGUGUUUUGUUCCAAAGCGAUGCAAUGACAUGAUGAAUGUUGGACGACUGCAGGGUUUUGAGGGUCAGCUGAGAGCACAAGGGAAACUCCUGCAACAGGACACCUUCACAUUCAUUGAGAACGAGAACAGCAUCCUCUCACGUCCCAAAGAGAGACGAGUGUUUCUUUUCGAGCAGCUCAUCAUCCUCAGUGAGCCAAUGGACCGCAAGAGAGGCUUUUCCCUGCCAGGAUACGUCUAUAAAAACAGCAUCAAGAUCAGUUGUUUAUCCAUUGAGGAUCGCUGCCCAGAAGACCCCUGUCGGCUGGUGCUGACAUCUCGUAAUAUAGAUGGAAGUUUGCAAAAAUUCAUUCUCCGUGCAUCCUCCUCAGAGAUCAGAACGUCCUGGGCAAACGACAUCAUACAGAUGCUAGAGACACAGCGCAACUUUUUAAACGCCCUGCAGUCUCCUAUCGAAUUCCAGAGGAAAGAAAUCAAAUCCCUCAGUCUGGGAAAGAGCAUGACAGCAUCAGCCUCACUGAACUCUGGCCUGCGACCCUACAGCUCUGCUUCUAUAGACCGUCAGACUCUGCCCUGCCUGCAGUCCUGGCAUUCCUCACAACCCUCGACGCCUCCCUGAAAGCUUUCUGUUGGUCCUGCAGAGGCACUUUUUCAUCUUCCUUCGCACUCAAGAUAAAGCAAGACCAUUUUACAUUACCUGUGUCCAGAAAAAGACUGAAUGGAGGAGGUUAAAUUAUUCAUUUCUAAUGAUUUAUAAUGUGACUUAAAAGUUAUACGAUAAUAAGUCAUGUACUGUAAAGUUCAGGUAUAUGCAUACAUGAAUUCUUGUAAAAAGAAUUGUUCUUUUCUUCUUUCACUCAGAUGUUUUCAUUAGCAGUGUACAGUAUUAGCAUUUUGAAAUCUGAAAAGUCAAUUAAAAGGAUGUUAGUUAUUCCAGACUCAUGUUCUGUGACAAGACAGAAGAAAUGGCACAAAACGUUAUCACCAAGUUCUUUAUCUCAUUCCAUUCAACAACAAACGUUUUGUUUUUGUUUGUUUUACAUUUACAAAAAGAAAGGAAAAAAAUGAGAAAAACAGUUCCUCCCUUUAUUCUUAAAGGCCUUUUGCAUACUCCAUUAUGUACUUUUUUUUUUAAAAACAACCAAUAGGCAGCCACAUUUUUGGGGGAGGGUUGGGGGCAGAGAAUUAGCAACGUACUGGUAGAGAUACAAAACACCAACAGAAACCAGGAGUCAUGCAGACACAGUGAGAAACCCAGAGAUGAGGAGAUAGAUUCUUUGCAGUGAAUUGAGGAGGAAGCAGGGAGGCUUUUGAGAAACACGCAGUCAAUAAACCUGCACUUCUAUUCCAUUAAGCUCAUUAGAAAUGAACCAUGAGAAUCAACCGGCCCUACGCCAACGCUUUUGCAUGCUCCCCUUUUAACCAUGCUUUCACUUGAAUAUGCAGGGCAGAUUAAUGGUCUCCAAACAGCAUCAAUGCAGCUCUAAAAUUAGUUUAGCAGGACUACAUCCUUUACUUUUUCUAGCCCACAACAAGCUCAGUGACUUGCACACAGCGAUAAAGCAUUUUUGGGAGCGUCACGGGGCAUUUGGGUACAAAACAAGUGCGCAAGAGUUAGUUUUUAAUUCCUUUAUACACCGUUAUAUUCAAUGUUUACUCAUUAUGUAAUAAACCUCUCGUUGUUUUUACACGUUCAUAUCCUGCAUCUCUUUUAAGGCUUUUUGGACAGCCGUGCACAUAUUUACUCUAGUAUGGCACCAUUUUUUGUUUUAGACAAAAAGAAAGAAUUAUCACA